Messenger RNA from Chironomus riparius, 1236 nucleotides. The record is from the annotation of a GenBank genome assembly. NCBI's taxonomy places the organism in Eukaryota, Metazoa, Arthropoda, Insecta, Diptera, Chironomidae.
GUAAGCUUUAGAACGUCAAUCAGUUAACAUUACUUUUUGGAACCGAAACAAUAUUUUCUAUUCUUGGAUAUGGCAUAUCAAGAUUUACUUAGUUAUAAUAAUCAUGCGUUUCGGAUUUACGUCACAUGGGGAGGUUUCCUUCUUCUUAAACUCAUCUGUAUGUCUUUUCUUACUGUGUUUCAUCGGAUUCGCAAAGGCGCAGUUGCAAAUCCUGAAGACGCAGCUACAGUUCCAAAAUCAGAGAUCAAAACCGAUGAGGAUGUUGAGAGGGUUCGGAGAGCACACAUGAAUGACCUUGAAAAUAUUCCUGCAUUCUUAUUUGCUGCUUUAAUGUAUAUUUUGUCAGAUCCUGAUCCGAUUGUAGCUGCAUGGUUAAUAAGGAUUUAUGUCCUCGUGAGAAUUUUUCAUACAGUCGUUUACGCUAUAUAUCCAAUCCGACAACCAGCACGUGCUUUAUGUUUUGGAACUGGUUUUAUUGUAAUUAUGGAUAAGUGGAAGGAUAAAUGUGCUGUAAUAACUGGAGCAAAUUCUGGAUGUGGAUUCAAAAUUUUACAAAAAUUGUUAGAAUUUAAUAUGAGUGUAGUUUGCUUAGACAUUAAAGACGAUGAAGUUAGGAAGAUUCAAAACAAAAAUGUGCAUUCAAUUGUUUGCGAUAUAACCGACAACAAGUCCUUAAAUUCAGCAUUUCAGUGGAUAGAAGAGAAUUUAAAUGGAGUUGAUAUUUUAAUUAAUAAUGCAGGAAUGACGAAUAAUUUUGGAAUAUUAGAUGAGCAGAUAAAUAUAGAGGAACUAGAAAAAUGCAUGGAUGUAAAUUUUUUAGCGGGUAUUAGCUGUGCUCGACUGGCCUAUAAAUCAAUGAUGAAGGAAAAUAAACAUGGAUGUAUCAUAAACAUUAAUUCUGUGUCAGGACAUCGUGUCAUUGAAUUAGGGUCAGUCCGGCUUGGUUUGUAUAUUCCUUCAAAAUUCGCAAUUACUGCAGCUACAGAAAUUAUGCGUUUAGAACUGAAUGGAAUGAAUAAUAAGAACAUUCGUGUGACAAGCAUAUCCCCAGGUCUAAUUGAUACUUUAUUAUUCAAGACCUCAAAAUUACCACAACAAAUUGUUAAUCAUAUUGAGGAAAAAAUGGAAAAAUUGAGUACUGAGGACAUAGCAGAUGUCAUAGUUUAUGUUCUUUCUGUGCCUUACCGUAUCAAUAUUACUGAAAUUAUUCUAAGAGCUACUGGAUCUACAUUUUAA